UAGGCUUCAGCGAUACCGGUUGGGACUCGGAGGGCGGCAGGAGGACUACGGGAGCCAGGCCUCAGAUCUCUACGGGGGCCUUGCCACAGCGCAGUCCCGCCACGCGAUCUCGGCCUAGGAGUGACACUAGUAGAGCCCAGUUCUUUUAGGAAUGCCAUGCUCCAUAUCACUCAGGAUUAAGAAUCUUCGGGAGUGCUAAGGAAUGUUACAUCUUGCCUUUGGGCACCCCAUCCCGAAUGUCCUGAUCCCCGAAGCUCAUAGCCGCAUCUAGCCUGUUCCAUCACAGGAUGGCAGAGGCCUUUAUCACAGGAUCGUGUGUGAGGGGCACCUAAGAAGGCAGGAGUGGUCAGUCAGAUGCUGGAAGAGGCCAGAGAGCUGGGGAAAGCCAUUCAGUGCGGCCCCGCAUAGCCCUAGGCAGCCUCCUUGCAUCUAACUUGACAGCUGUCUCCUGGACUCCUGUAUCCCCAUCACCAGAUCAACACAUCCGCCAGCCCAGAGAUGGAUGAGAAUGUUGCCGAGUUUCUCCGGAGGAUCAUCCUGAAAAUCCCUCUGUGUGAGAUGAAGACCAUCCUAGAAGCCUGGGACUUUUUGUCUGAAGACCAACUGCAGAGCAUAAACUUGAAGCAGAGAAAGGAAUUUCUGGCCCAGGAAGUGAUUCUGCUAUGUGAGGACAAGUGUGCAAGUCUUGAUGACAUGGCCCUUUUAGACCUCAUGUAUACUCAAUUUCAUCGGCACCAGAAGCUUUGGAAUGUCUUUCAGAUGAGUAAAGAACCAGGUGGAAAUGAUGUGGACCUUUUUGAUAUGGAACAGUUCCAAAGUUCAUUUAAGAGAAUUCUUCAGAGAGCAUUAAAAAAUGUUACGGUCAGCUUCAGAGUCUACGAGAAGAAUUCGGUGUGGAUUCGGGUUGCCUGGGGAACACAGUAUUCACAGCCAAACCAGUACAAGCCCACGUUUGUUGUGUAUUAUCCCCAGACCCCAUACGUCUUCAUUUCCUCCUGCUAUCUGAAGAGCACUGUGCCCCUUCUCCAUCAGGCGCUGAAAGUCGCUAGCAAACACCAUCAGAUGGCGCAGCUGGACCUGAGAAGCAGGCACCUGGACUCACUCACGGCUAUUGUGUUUAACGAGUAUGACCAGACCUUUGAAAAUUACAACUCCACAGCGUCUUGGCGUGAAGGAAGCCUUGGACUGAAGACAGAUUUGGAUUCAAAGAUCAUUCAUGAAAACACAGAGGAAAAAGUGAGAAUCCACAGAGCCACGCAAGAGGCCUUUGGAGCCUAUCCUCAGCCACAGCUAGAGUUCGCACAGUAUAAGCUGGAAACCAAGUUCAAGAGUGACGUAGGUGGGGGCAUCUUGGCUGACAGGAAAGAGCCCCUCCGGUGCCUCGUCAAGUUCUCCAGCCCACAUCUUUUGGAAGCAUUGAAAUCCUUAGCACCAGCGGGUAUAGCAGAUACACCACUUUCUCCACUGCUCACCUGCAUACCAAGCAAGAAAAUGAAUUAUUUUAAAAUUAGAGAUAAAUGAAAUGCAUUUGUCUCAGCUUUUAUUGCACAUGCGAUUCCAGUUAUAGCCGGCUAGCUCCUGCGUAUAGCCUUGUGUUUUAGGAACCAAUCCUUGGCAUGGGAAAUUAGUGUUUCUAAUGUAACUGUUAGGACUGAAUCUGUCCUCCAUAUGUGUGUGCACUCUCUCUUCUGAGUACAGCAGCUGUGGGCAUUUGACAAGUGAUAAAUGUGUGUGUGCACACACAUGCACGAUCAGAUCACACACACACUCGAGGCUGCAGUGAUCUCAACCCUAGGACACACAGAAGUCAAGCAUAGGCACAGUGGUGAAUCUGCUGUCCUUUCUCCCACUGCUGCUGCUUAUCCUCAGAAGUCUGGUUUCUGUGGAAUCUGUUACACCCUCGUUCACAGAUAGAAGAACCAAGAAACUACCCAACCCAAACCCCAAACUAGGAGAAUCAAUGGGGAGAGCUGGGGCUACUACCCAAGGCUGCAUAUCGAAUGGCUUCUUUGUGUAAAUAACUUUUCUGUUGUACGUAUUCUUGUCACGAUCUCUGAUCCAUGGAACACUGCAACUGAGUGCCACUGUUACACUGAUUUGUGAAUAAAGAUACUGACAAAC
Rattus norvegicus (Norway rat) is the source of this 2121-nucleotide messenger RNA. The record is from RefSeq and is a predicted model, not a curated record. NCBI's taxonomy places the organism in Eukaryota, Metazoa, Chordata, Mammalia, Rodentia, Muridae.